AUGGCGGGCUACAGCCGUAUCGGGCUUGUUUUCGAAGCGGCAGCGUCGAUGAAGCCUCCCGAAUUCAUCGUCACUCACAGCCAGUGUCACUGCCAGCUCCAGACUCACCCGUCGCUCUACUGGCGCCAAGGAAACAUCUACUGCCAGCGGGACUACUGCCGGUCAGUUGGACCAUCUCCCAUCCAACCUCCUACCAGGCAGCCAAUGAGAGGCCUUCUCGCCUGCCUGCAGAGACACCUGGGGCUUCUUGUUUACAGGUGUGCCAGGAUGCCGCCUGGGACGGCCGCUGAGGUGACAGGAGCAAGGACAAUCAUGACGUCACCGGGGGAAGGAGCCUGGGACCUGUUGUACGGCAGUCACCGCGGCGACAAGGUGGAGAGGGUGGAGCUGCACGGCAGUGCGACCGGGGCGGAGGAGAGCGCCGAGGGAGACGAUACUACAGCCUCCUGCACCCAGGAGCCGAUGAUGAUCUGCGCCGGCUGUGGCGAGCGAGUGUGCGACCGCUUCUUCCUGCUGGCGGCAGGCCGAGUGUGGCACGGCGUCUGCCUGUGCUGCAGCCAGUGUCACUGCCAGCUCCAGACUCACCCGUCGCUCUACUGGCGCCAAGGAAACAUCUACUGCCAGCGGGACUACUGCCGGCUGUUUGGAAUUGGACGAUGCGCUCGAUGCUCACAGCCCAUCCCAUCGUCCACCAUGGUGAUGAGAUCUGGCAGUCUGACCUUUCACCCCCAGUGCUUUUCCUGCCAGGAGUGUGAUGCCACACUGACGCCUGGGAGCCUGUAUUGCAUGCAAGGCCAGGACCUCUACUGUCAGUCACAUUACCAUGGCAACGGCAGUGCUCAGCCAUCCCACGAUCUUCACCCUAAACCAAAUUCAAGAGGGGAGGAGUCCCUCAGCAGCCCCGAGCCACGAUUGGACGACAGGGCGGCAGAGGGGCGGGUCCGCAGGCGGACCAAGCGAAUCAGGACAUGUUUCCGCAGCGAACAGCUUAGAGCGCUGGAGUCGUACUUCACCCAGAAACACAAUCCGGACGGCAAAGACUGGACCUGCCUUGCCCACAAGACCGGUCUGCCUAAGAGAGUCCUGCAGGUGUGGUUCCAGAAUGCUCGGGCCAAACUGAGGCGGUCCCUCUCGUCUGACGACUCCCCGAACGACUCGCCCUGUGCUCUUCAGGGAGCCGAAACCAUGGCAACCAACUCGACGCCCCCAACCUGCUUCCCCAGCCAAUCGCAGGCCUUCCACACCACCACCAUCGACCAUCUACAGCUCUCCUUAAUCACUGCCCCGCUCGGCAUACCGCCCCAAAGUCCAACCUUUGAGCAGUCACAAGAGCUAAAAGACUCCUUCUUCCUGGACUGUGUUUCCCAGGUUGCAUCGGGCAGUAGCUCCCUCCGGGAGGCCUAUGGGGAGUUUGGAGAGCCGGCGGGGGGAGCAGAGAGAGAUGAGGACUCUGACAUGGCUCUUAGGCCUUAUUACUGUUAG
Messenger RNA from Lampris incognitus (smalleye Pacific opah), 1482 nucleotides. Its product is annotated as LIM/homeobox protein Lhx9-like. Gene Ontology annotation, biological process: regulation of transcription by RNA polymerase II; neuron differentiation. Lineage: Eukaryota; Metazoa; Chordata; Actinopteri; Lampriformes; Lampridae. Gene Ontology annotation, cellular component: nucleus. The transcript has 9 exons. The record is from RefSeq and is a predicted model, not a curated record. The coding region runs from base 1 to 1482 and encodes 493 amino acids. Gene Ontology annotation, molecular function: RNA polymerase II transcription regulatory region sequence-specific DNA binding; DNA-binding transcription factor activity, RNA polymerase II-specific.